AUCCAUCCGCCUCCCCACUCGCGUGCGCACAACCACCGCCAUGCCCCCUCCUCCCGCGCUGUUGGUUUGCCUCCUCUUGCUCGCCGUGCCGAGGCCGGGUGAGGCGGCGGCGACGCCGACGCGGCCGCUGCUGUUCUCGCUACGGGCGCGGCAGGUGCCGGCGGGGGCGCUGCCGCGGCCGGCGAGCAAGCUGAGGUUCCACCACAACGUCAGCCUCACCGUUUCGCUCGCCGUCGGCACGCCGCCGCAGAAUGUCACCAUGGUGCUCGACACCGGCAGCGAGCUCUCGUGGCUGCUCUGUGCGCCCGGCGGGGGCGGAAGGGGCGCGUCGUCUUUCCGGCCGAGGGCCUCGCGGACCUUCGCCUCCGUGCCCUGCGGCUCCCCGCAGUGCCGGUCCCGCGACCUGCCGUCGCCGCCGGCCUGUGACGGGGCCUCGCGCCAGUGCCGCGUGUCGCUGUCCUACGCGGACGGGUCGUCCUCCGACGGCGCCCUCGCGACCGAAGUCUUUACUGUCGGCCAAGGACCGCCGCUGCGCGCGGCGUUCGGCUGCAUGGCCACCGCGUUCGACACCUCGCCCGAUGGCGUCGUGACCGCCGGGCUGCUGGGCAUGAACAGGGGCGCCCUCUCGUUCGUCUCGCAGGCGAGCACCCGCCGCUUCUCGUACUGCAUCUCCGACCGGGACGACGCCGGCGUGCUCCUCCUAGGCCACAGCGACCUCCCAUUCCUGCCGCUCAACUACACGCCCCUGUACCAGCCGUCCUUGCCGCUCCCCUACUUCGACCGCGUCGCCUACUCCGUCCAGCUCCUCGGCAUCCGCGUCGGCGGCAAGCCACUCCCCAUCCCGGCGUCCGUUCUCGCGCCGGACCACACCGGCGCCGGGCAGACCAUGGUGGACUCCGGCACGCAGUUCACCUUCCUCCUCGGGGACGCCUACUCCGCCCUGAAAUCCGAAUUCUUGAAACAGACCAAGCCCGUGCUCCCCGCCCUCAACGACCCCAGCUUCGCGUUCCAGGAGGCGUUCGACACCUGCUUCCGCGUGCCCCAGGGGCGCGCUCCGCCGGCGAGGCUCCCCGCCGUCACGCUCCUGUUCAACGGCGCGGAGAUGACGGUGGCGGGGGACAGGCUCCUGUACAAGGUCCCAGGCGAGCGCCGUGGCGGCGACGGCGUGUGGUGCCUCACGUUCGGGAACUCGGACGUGGUGCCCAUCACGGCGUACGUGAUCGGGCACCACCACCAGAUGAACGUGUGGGUCGAGUACGACCUGGAGCGCGGUCGCGUCGGCCUCGCGCCCAUCCGCUGCGACGUCGCCAGCGAGCGCCUCGGCCUGAUGCUGUGACCGCCCGGCCAGAGCGCGACCGCCGGCGGUGGCCGUGGCGUGAGUAGCUUCCUAGCUGUAUGUAAAUUACGCGCCGUGUGACCUCAGCUACUAGUAGGGUUUUGCCAUGUAAAGAUCGACACGUAUGUGUAUGUACAUUAUGCAUGUGGACGUCAGCUUCAUCGCUUUCUUGCUCGGGGUGACUUCUCCUCCAUCGGUGCAGGGCUUGAUCCAGAUGACGUGAACAGUUGCCAAACGAGCCAUUGCUGCACUGCUGCAGUGUGCUAACACUGACACAGAACGUGAGAACCCCAGCUUGGAUUCAUGUUGCGUCACAGAGACACGAGGCCAUCUCUCACCCGAGACACGGAGACAAGGCCACCUCGCCUGAUGCUUGCCUGUACUGCUCGUGAUUCUCUUUUUUUCUCUGCUGCAUUUUUUUCCGGGGGGAGAAGCCGAACCAGAGUAGCCGUGGCGGAACAGAGAAUGUUCAGGGAGGGGGCAUGUGUUGUGUUCCGGCGUCCAUGUUGCCGACAAAAUUGGGGUGAUAAAGAAGGCGACCGACAUGGAGGCUUGUCGUGAUGGUUAUUAUACACAAGAAGGUUCUACUUUGUGUUAAUAGUGCAGUUUUGUUUGUGACAAAAGGGAUCAGGAGUUCAGGAGUAUCAUUGUCUCCUUUUCUUUUCUUUUUUCCUUUCGGCGUAGUUUCAAUUGACAAUCGACAAAGUUGCAUCGAGCGUAACGAACAGACUGCUUUGUAUCGCGAUGUAUCAUACUCCCAGAAAUACAAUAUAAGACGCAGAUUCUAGAAAG
This is a messenger RNA of Oryza brachyantha (malo sina), 2128 nucleotides long. RefSeq names its product aspartic proteinase PCS1-like. Gene Ontology annotation, molecular function: aspartic-type endopeptidase activity. Bases 41 to 1336 code for a protein of 431 amino acids. The record is from RefSeq and is a predicted model, not a curated record. NCBI's taxonomy places the organism in Eukaryota, Viridiplantae, Streptophyta, Magnoliopsida, Poales, Poaceae. The transcript has a single exon. Gene Ontology annotation, biological process: proteolysis.